AAAACACAGACACACGCACACACACAGAAAGAGAGAGAGAGAGAGAGAGACAGAAAACAAGCCCCGCGAGCUUCCAAGGCUCCUCGGAUCUGGAAAGAGAAGCGAGAUUGGAGAAAGUACAGCGAUGCCAAGGAGGAAACAGCAGGCACCCAAACGGGCAGCAGGUUACGUCCAAGAUGAUGAUUCAAAAGAGGAGGAAGACGUAAAAGAGGAGGAAGAGGAUGAUGACGAGAGCAACUCGACAGCUCGUCUUCAGGGCAGCAAUGACCCUGGCACAGAUGAAGAGCAUGAUGCAGGCCCCGAUCCAAAAGGUGGCUUUAGCUACCAGAACUCUCCAGUAAGUCAUAUCUCUAAUCAGGAUGUUGAAAACGAAUCCCUGUUAAGUGAUGCGAGCGACCAGGUGGCGGAUAUUAAAAGCCUUUGUUCUAGAGAGCCGCAAGACCCCAAAGCCAAUGUCCACCCCAAACCUCCCAGCGAAGCACACAGCUGCAUGGAUAAAAUGACAGCGGUAUACGCCAACAUCCUUUCAGAUUCUUACUGGACAGGUCUAGGACUCGGACUCAAGCUGUCCAGCUCAGAUAAGAGGGGCUGCGACAACAGGAACGGGGCAAGCAAAAGUGACUUUGAUUGGCACCAAGACGCACUGACCAAGAGCCUGCAGCAGAGCUUACCAGCGCGGCCUGUCUCCAAACCAAACCUUUUCAGCUCCGUCCAGCUCUACAGGCAAAGCAGCAAAAUGUGCGGGACCGUAUUCACCGGCGCCAGUAGGUUUCGGUGCAGGCAAUGUAGCGCUGCCUACGACACCCUGGUGGAGCUGACUGUCCACAUGAACGAAAGUGGUCAUUAUCAAGAUGACAACCAUAAAAAAGACAAGCACAGGCCUGCCAGCUACUCCAAGCCCCGGAAAAGGGCCUUUCAGGACAUGGAUAAGGAAGAUGCCCAGAAAGUCCUGAAAUGCAUGUUCUGCGGCGACUCCUUCGAUUCCCUUCAAGAUCUAAGCGUCCAUAUGAUAAAAACAAAACACUACCAAAAAGUGCCUUUGAAGGAGCCGGUGCCUACCAUUUCUUCCAAAAUGGUAACUCCAGCUAAAAAACGUGUGUUCGAUGUCAACAGGCCUUGUUCUCCAGACUCAACCACGGGGUCGUUUGCAGACACCUUUUCUUCCCAGAAGAAUGCGAACCUGCAGCUGUCCUCGAACAACCGCUAUGGCUACCAAAACGGAGCCAGCUACACGUGGCAGUUCGAGGCGUGCAAAUCACAGAUCCUCAAGUGCAUGGAAUGCGGGAGCUCGCACGACACAUUGCAGCAGCUCACCACACACAUGAUGGUGACGGGCCACUUCUUGAAAGUCACAAGCUCGGCCUCUAAGAAAGGAAAGCAGCUUGUUUUGGAUCCGCUGGCUGUGGAGAAGAUGCAGUCGCUUUCCGAAGCACCGGCUGGUGGCGAUGGUCUGCACGUGAAGCCCUCCAGUAAUGCAUCGACGGAUUCCGCAGCUCCUGCUUCGGAGCUGAAGAAAGAAAGGAAGCAAAAUAAAUCGGAGGAAGUGAUCAAAGACGAGAAAGCGGUGAAGAACGAAGACUAUGAAGAUACUCUUCAGAAACCGCUGGAUCCUACGAUAAAAUACCAGUAUCUUCGGGAGGAAGAUCUGGAAGAUGCUUCCAAAGGUGGUGGAGACAUUUUGAAGUCUUUGGAAAACACGGUCACCACUGCCAUCAAUAAAGCUCAAAACGGAGCACCCAGCUGGAGUGCGUAUCCUAGUAUCCAUGCAGCUUAUCAGCUUUCAGAAGGAGCAAAGCCUUCCUUACCAGUGGGGUCCCAGGUGUUGCAAGUUAGGCCAACGGUCACGAAUAAGCUGAGGCCUAUUGCUCCAAAAUGGAAAGUAAUGCCUCUGGUUCCUAUCUCAACUAACAUGGCCCAAUGCCCUCAAGUGAAGAAGGAAGGAGACAUCAAAAAGGAAGCACAAAAGGACCAUGUUAAAGAGGGCAACAAAGCUGUGGAUGCGCCCCCUGCCUGUCAAAAUGAAGGUCACUCUCCCCCUCAGGUUGAAGUGUAUGUAGAGCCUAAAAAGCCAGAGCCAAGUCCUUCGAAAGAAGAGGACAAGGCCAAAGAAGAGGAGGAGAAAGACAAAGCAAAUGCAAAGGAUUCAGCGCCACCAGCUCUUACCAAUGGCUGCACUACUUCCAACCACUCCUCUGAGCUGCCUUGUCUAAACCCUCUGAGCGCUCUGCAGUCUGUGCUGAAUAACCACUUGGGCAAAGCCAAUGAGCCUUUGAGACCUCAGUCCAACACCAGCCCCAGUUCAAGUUCAGCCUCUAUGUUCCACAAACCUAAUUUAAACAUGAUGGAGAAGCCAGUUCUGUCUCCCACCCCAGCGCCAACGAAACCUGCAACCGUUACAUCCAGGCAUUAUGUGUUCGAAAACAGCGAUCAGCCAAUAGACCUGACCAAAUCUAAAAGCAAGAAGGGAGAGUCUGUCCAAGCACAAUCUUGCACUUCCCCACCUCAGAAACACGCCCUGUCUGACAUUGCGGACAUGGUCAAAGUUCUCCCCAAAGCUACGACGCCAAAACCUGCUGCCUCGUCCAGAAUACCAUCGAUGAAACUGGAAAUGGAUGUCCGACGUUUUGAAGAUGUCUCAACAGAAGUCUCCACGUUGCACAAAAGAAAGGGAAGGCAAUCCAACUGGAAUCCUCAGCAUCUCCUCAUUUUGCAAGCUCAGUUUGCUUCCAGCCUUUUCCAAACUUCCGAAGGUAAAUAUUUAUUGUCAGACUUGGGUCCCCAAGAACGCAUGCAGAUUUCCAAAUUUACUGGACUGUCCAUGACUACGAUCAGCCAUUGGUUGGCAAAUGUCAAGUACCAACUCAGAAAAACUGGAGGGACAAAAUUUCUGAAAAACAUGGAUAAAGGGCACCCCAUCUUUUAUUGCAGUGACUGUGCAUCUCAGUUUAGAACCCCGUCAACGUACAUCAACCAUUUAGAAUCCCAUCUAGGUUUCCAAAUGAAAGACAUGAACAAGCUGGCUGUGGAGCAGCAAACCAAGGUAGAACAAGAAAUCUCCAGAAUUUCAGUUCAAAGGUCUCCUGAAACAAUAGCUGGAGAAGAGGACACAGACUCUAAGUUCAAAUGUAAGUUGUGCUCUCGGACAUUUGUGAGCAAACACGCAGUAAAACUUCAUCUAAGCAAAACACACAGCAAGUCGCCAGAACACCAUUCACAGUUUGUAGCGGAAGUGGAUGAAGAAUAACUCCUAAGGAGACAACUGACAAUUCGGUGGUAAAUGGAAGAAAGAGGCGAACAGUGCUGGAAAUCUCUAAUGCAUUGACACUAACGUGCCCUCUAUUGUUGAAAAUGAGCAGGCAAUCAUGAAUGUUCAUCAAAUGGCUCCUAAUGCAGUUAAAGUAUUCAGCUAUAAUUUCUCCUUGCAUUUAUAAUUACUGUCAUAGACUGCACACCUCAGUGAGCAGAUUAAAGCUAUAAACUAUUUAGCCAUAGCUUUAAGAUGAGGAACUUGAUUUGUCUGGCAGCAGUUAUUUGUUAGGAGAGCUUGACACUUCACAUAAAAAUGACUCAACCUGAUGAAGAACAAUGCGGCCUGAACAAUGCAGAGGUUUUAAAUCAGUCAUUUAUACCACGCCCUGGAAGGAUUGCAAAGCAAUUUGUUAAAUGAUCUAUAGGACGCGCAGAUAACCGUGUGUGUUAAGUAUACCCAAAUAUAUAUUAUUUUUUUAAAGGUAGGCCCUUCUCGGUUGGUUGGAUUUCUUGCUGUGGCGGGCAGGGUUCUUCAAUGUGUCGCUCUCGCCUUUGGGAGAGCAUGUGUGUGUUGAGGCUGAUUGUGAGGGCAGAACUGGACAGUGCAAACUUGAGGGGUGAUGACAAAGUGUCAUUUGUUGACAAGGACCAGAAAAUGCCCAGUAUAAUGAAGACAGGAUGCUUAGCUAUUUGGACUGGAUGGUCCAAUGAGGGAGAAGAAAGUCCAUGGGUUAUUGUUUCCUGACCAUAGGAGGUCGGGGAAAACCCAAGUUAGAUCACCCACUCAGAGAAUUAAAUUAUUUAUCCUGCUUUUCCAUAUAUAUUUUUUUUCCCAAACAGUUUUUAAAAGUGGACAAUUUGUGUUUCCGGGCAGGUGUUUCUUGUGGAAUAGAUGCAGCAUCCACAUGACAGCCCCAAUUUCAGAUUUGCCCUUUCCAUGUAAAUCUGAUAAGUAAACCAACCAACAAAAACCCUGUUGCCACUGACCUACUUGUGAUAUCUCAGUGGCCUGUUUGCAAAUCAAGCCCCGUUUGAAAUUAAGCUGAGAACUUGCCCAUAGCUGAGAGAAGGGAUAGAACACAAGCAGAAUCCCCAUUCAUUCAUUCAUUCAUUCAUUUCACUUAUACCCCACCUUUCCUCCAAAGAUGUUUACCCACCACCAACAAUAUUACCGUCACAACAACUCUGUGAAGUAGAAUAGAAUAGAAUAGAAUAGAAUAGAAUAGAAUAGAAUAGAUAUUUAUUGUCAUUGUCCCCUUGCAGGAACAAUGAAGUAGGUCCAGUAUACCUGAAGGAGCGUCUCCACCCCCAUCGUUCUGCCCGGACACUGAGGUCCAGUACCGAGGGCCUUCUGACGGUUCCCUCGUUACAAGAAGCCAAGUUGAUGGGAACCAGGCAGAGGGCCUUCUCGGUGGUGGCGCCUGUCCUGUGGAACGUCCUCCCAUCAGAUGUCAAAGAGAAAAACAGCUACCAGAUUUUUAGAAGACAUCUGAAGGCAGCCGUGUUUAGGGAGGCUUUUAAUGUUUAAUUGUUUUAUUUCAUUUUUCUGUUGUAAGCCGCCCAGAGUGGCUGGGGAGACCCAGCCAAAUGGGCGGGGUAUAAAUAAUAAAUUAUUAUUAUUAUUAUUAUUACUACUACUACUACUACUGACUGGUAAAUGGGUCAAAGUGCUGUGGGAUGAUUUGAACCUGGGUCUCCAAUCCAAGCCUGACAACUCCAUGACCACCACGCACGACACGCUUGCUCUUUAGCUUGUGAUCAUUCAAUCCCUUCCUGCCUUUAUGUAUUUAUUUUUAAAGUGUUUUUUAAUAGAAGAAAAUUACUGUCCAUCUUUCUCAAAAUUGGGUUUCCAGCUGUUGUUGGACUACAACUCCCAUCAUCCCUAGGUAGCAGGACCUGUGGUUAGGGAUGAUGGGAACUGUAGUCUAGAAACAGCCAGCGACCCAAGUUGGGGAAACCCUGAUGUUCUCAGGGCCCUUGGCAAUAACUAACACUGUAAAAUAAAUCACUUUUUUAAAAACGGAGGAAAAAGACUGUGAACAGCAGACUAGAGAACGAGAGCCUGUCUAUAAAGCCUUAAGACGGACAUAUGCUUCAGAAAAUAGACACUUGAACUCCACACUUGUCUUUUGUCAUCUAAUCUUACAUCAGACCCUUGAUAGGGGCUGGCAAAAAAUCACCUCCUUAUGUUGGUUUUUCAUGCAGUAGCAUAACAUUCAGUUAUCACAUGCAUGGAAAGUGCUUGGGCCAAUAAUGGUCACCAAUAGGGCUAUGAGAACUUUUUUCAUAUCUAGGCUGGGACAUAAACGGUUUGUACAUCUCAAAUGUUCUUUCCUCACUAUGUGGCGCUAUGACCAUCUGGACACAUUUCCUUGUAUCAUCCACCUGGUGGCCAUAACCCUUAGAAAAUAGUCCAUACUCGUUUCUUUGGACCAGGGAUGGAGAAUCUAUGGCCUUGCAGGUGCUAGAACCAUAGAUGCACAGACUUGUAGAGGAGGAAGGGGCCACGGGGGUCAUCUAGUCCAACCCCCUACAAUGCAAGAAUCUUUUUCCAAUGUCUGUUGUUGGACUCCCAACAGCCCCAACCGUUGGCCCUGUUGGCUGGGGAUGAUGGUAGCUGGAGGUCUGCAACAUCUGGAGGGCUACAGGUUUAGUCAGAUGAAAAUAUUCUAGUUCCGCUGUUAUAAGUUUAUGCACAAAUUCAGAAAUGGUCAUGGCUCCCAAAACACUCCUAUGAAGAGAUGGACUUUGGUGCUUUCGGCACUCCAGGGAAAAUAUGUGUCCUUGCGUCCUGCCAACCUCCUAGGAAAUGAGCAUGCAGCCGUUUGGAAUAGGUAAGAGCCCUCCUGGAUUGGAACAAGGAGCUAUGGAUUUCAGGCUUCUCUGCUUCCCACAACAGCUAGCCAGGUGUCUUCGGAAAAGUUACAAGCAGGUUCUGAAUUUGUCAUUCUUCCGCCGAAUGGCAUCAGCAUGGUUUACCAGGGCAUCAAAACAUAGAAGUUUCAUUCAGCUAUCCGAUCACUACCUAUGGUUUUCCUCUAAACAUGAAAAAGGUAGGCCUAGUGUAGCGUGGAACCUGGGAAACUUAGUUCAGUGGUUUCUAAAGGAUCACAAGAUUCACAGGCAUCCCCACUUUAAUGUGGGGAAUGAAAGCUGUGGCCCCCCACAGGUUGUUGGAAUACAACUCCCCUUAACCCUUGAUCCCUGGCCAAGCAACCUGAACUGUUUUCUAUUCCAGGUGGUUGGAACAAGCACUGCAAUUGCCUGAGUUUUUUUUUCCCUUUCUCCCCUUCCUGUCCCCUUUUUUCCUUUUGUGUUGUGGCUUUUAAACUGAAAACCUUAAGUCAGGGAAUUUUUAACUGAUCCGUAAGCUCUUCUGAGAUCCAUUUCAGUAAAACCUUUUAAAUAAGUAAACACCACAACCUUCUCCUUCAGUGAGCACUACGCAUGGCCAACCGUUUUGAUUUUAUACGCCGAAAAGGAGCGUUUAAACCUGGAAAUCUCACUGUGGUUGCAUAACUUUGACGAUAUUUAACAUAUUAUUUAUUUGCACAAAGAUUUAUAUCCUACUUUGCACACUGCUGAGGGCAGUUCAGAUCGACUCUAAGACACAACACGUUGCAAAAUUGUCUUCGCCUUCUCUGACUUUAGUGCAAAAUACACAAAAACCCAGAUAUAAAAUGGAUGGUUACCUAAACAUCGCUUCCAGGAUACAUAAAUCCAGCGGGUUUGGGGUUUUUUUGCCUCCCCUGGGAAAACAAACCCAACAACUCUCCCCACCCCCCAUGGCUAUACACUUGUAAGAUACAGCACUGAGCUGACUUCUCUUGGCAAAUGUUGUCACCACCUGCUGAUGUCAUAGCCCUCCCUCUGAUGUGUGGGUGUGUUCUUGGCUCUAAGCUUUGCACGCUUCUGUUCCCUGCUUGCUUUCUGCCUGAACCCUGACGCUGCUGGCAGAGGGCUGGGGGACUCUGGGGGAUAAGGAAGUGAAACACUACACCUCCAGAUGGUCCGCAGCAGCUGGGCAGAUGUAACAAAAUGAAGGAAGUUGAAAGGUAAGGUCCAAGUUACAUCAGUUAUUGCAAAGCACUAGGGCUGCGGCAUCCGCCUAGCUCCCAAGCUUUCAUUUCCCAUAUUACUUCUGCCAACAAACACCAUGCUCAGGAUCAAGUGACAUUCCCCAGAAUGCAAAAGCUCCUUGAGUGAAGUAUGAAAUGUAUGAAAUCGUAUAUUUAACCGGACAACGUUUUAAUUGAGCAAAAAAAUAUGCUUUAAUGUUUUUCUUUCAAGUGCAUUAGAGAUAUAUGUGCAUUUCCCCCCCGCUCUUUUGUGUGAUGCUGAUAAGAUUAUUUCUUAUGAUUUACUGUGGUCCAUUUUUCAGAAGGACCUAUGUGGAGGAGGAUAGAAGUGGAGCAGAGGGGUUUAGUAUAUUUUAAAUGCAAGCACAUAUAUCCCCCAACAAAUUGCAGAUUGGUAGGGGACCAUUUUGAUCAGGAAUAUGAUCUGUGUGAGUUGGGGCAGACAUCAUGAACUGGUCAGCGCUCUGAUCAGUUAACAAGGUCAUUAAUGCUGCAACCCCGUACCCAUUUUUACUUGACAGUAACUGGAGAGUCCUCGUAAAAAUUAAUAGUGAUGGAGACCUCUCUAGGGAAGGCAUUUGACAAAUGGGGAGCCACCACUGAAAAGACCCUGUCACGGGUCAAUGCCAACCAGGUUUCCCUUAGUGACGUGGCAGCAGCAACAAGGCCUCACCUGUAUGUUGUAAUGUGGUUGAUAUCAGGGUAGAUGCUGCUUUAAUCCUUGGCUCCCAAUUCUGAUGGAUGACGUCCAAGCAAUAAGGACUGCCUUCUGCUCAGCAGGUACAGAAUACUGGCUGGCCGGGGAGAUAAAGCAGAAAUCUAGGAAAGGGGGAAAUUGGAAUGAAAUGGAGCAUCCCCGGGGGGGGGGGGGUGUCAUGAGUUGGCUGGAAGCACUCCAUGCUGCAAAAUCAUGGUGCAGGUCUCAUUUGUCAUAACCAUUUUAAAACGCCAUCUUCCUAGCACAGGCUAAUGAUAAACAUCCGCAUUCCAGAACCCACCCAAAGCAUCUUGUACUUUGAGUUACUUGGGGAAUGGUGAUGUGGAUGCUUGCUUGUGUUUUAUUUUGUUUUUUGCUUGUGGUUGUUGGGUUUGUUUGUUUGUUUGUUUUGCUUCCAUCCUACCUGUGCCAAACAAUUAUGGGGGGGGGGAAUAACCUUAAAGAUAGCUUUUCUUUCUCAUUAGCAUCAUCUGUUUCUUCUUAUGCUGCAUUCCCGUGAGAUUCCAUCCAAAGUAGCUCACAAAAUAUGACAUUAGCAGCAAUAAACAUCUGCUUAAAAAAGAUUAUGGAAGCAGUCACAACUAAGCACAGGGUCAAUAGGUAAAUGCAUAAUGAAAAUCUUAACUAGGAUGGCAUAAAAUUUACAGGUGUUAAUUUAUAGGUAUACAGUGGACGCUCGGGCUGCGAACGUGAUCCGUGCAGGAGGCACGUUUGCAACCCGUCUGCGCACGCACGGGUCGCGAUUCGGCACUUCUGCGCAUGCGCAAAGCGGAAUUUAGUGAUUCUGUGCAUGCACGAGUGCCGAAACCCGGCAGUAACCCAUUCAGAUACUUCCGGGUUCAGCGCGGGACGCAACCUGAAAAGACGCAAGCUGAAGCGUCUGUAACCCAAGGUAUGACUGUAUAUGCAAAUUUAGAAAUAAUUACUAUCAAUUCAAGAGAAAUAUAGUGCUUCUCUCCAUAGUGGGGAA
This is a messenger RNA of Zootoca vivipara (common lizard), 9016 nucleotides long. RefSeq names its product teashirt zinc finger homeobox 2 (gene TSHZ2). Lineage: Eukaryota; Metazoa; Chordata; Lepidosauria; Squamata; Lacertidae. Gene Ontology annotation, molecular function: DNA binding; DNA-binding transcription factor activity, RNA polymerase II-specific. The record is from RefSeq and is a predicted model, not a curated record. Gene Ontology annotation, cellular component: nucleus. Gene Ontology annotation, biological process: regulation of transcription by RNA polymerase II.